Platichthys flesus (European flounder) is the source of this 2427-nucleotide messenger RNA. RefSeq names its product gap junction alpha-3 protein-like. Gene Ontology annotation, cellular component: connexin complex. The coding region runs from base 449 to 1537 and encodes 362 amino acids. The record is from RefSeq and is a predicted model, not a curated record. NCBI's taxonomy places the organism in Eukaryota, Metazoa, Chordata, Actinopteri, Pleuronectiformes, Pleuronectidae. Gene Ontology annotation, biological process: cell communication. The transcript is spliced from 2 exons.
CCAGACAAAGCCAUUGGCCAUCUGCCCUGUCGCUCACUCUUGCGAGCGAGUCGAGUGGCUUUAAUAGUUCAUAUUAGAGAGUUUGCCCUGAGCCAAAUUUAACCAUGCGGCGUGUGGGUGGGUGCAGACAUGGUUGAGAGAGCAUCCAGCGGGGCUACGUGUGUGUUGUGGUCAGCGGAAGACCCCGGGGCCAGGAUCCUGAUUCCUGUCUGAGUUGUAUCUGAAGACGGAAAGACUUGAGUCAGUGGGUUGUUUGCCGGUGGUUGUGGCCAGCAGGAGACCACGUUUUCCUGUCCAUUCAUGGGCAUUGCUGGGGGCCCAAAGCCCCGUUUUUUGAACUGAGGCCUGUCAGUUAAGCGGAGAGGCCUCAUGGACCCUCAAAGGCGUGAUAUGCCUCACCACACGGGAUGUGUCAGCUGACGAGGAGCAGGUCUGAGAUCACACAGCCAUGGGGGACUGGAACCUGCUGGCAAAGCUUCUGGAAAAAGCCCAGGAGCACUCCACCGUGGUGGGGAAAGUGUGGCUCACCGUCCUAUUCAUCUUCCGCAUCCUGAUCCUCAGCGCGGCGACAGAGAAAGUGUGGGGCGACGAGCUGUCAGGCUUCACCUGUGACACCAAGCAGCCCGGUUGCGAGAACGUGUGCUACGACGUCACCUUCCCCAUCUCCCACGUCCGCUUUUGGGUGCUGCAGAUCAUCUUUGUGUCCACGCCGACGCUGAUCUACCUGGGACACAUCCUCCAUCUCGUGCGGAUGGAGGACAAGCACAAAGAAAGGGAAUUAGAGAGGGAGCGGGCACAAGCUGAACACCCAGACAAGCAGGCCCUCAUUGUGGAUGUUCAUCACAAAAAGGCUCUGGUGAAGGACAAGGAGGGCAGAGUGCGCCUGCAGGGGGAGCUUUUGCGCACAUAUGUUUUCAAUGUGAUCUUCAAAACCCUGUUUGAGGUGGGCUUCAUUGUGGCUCAGUAUCUCUUGUACGGCUUUGAACUGAAGCCCAUGUACACAUGUAACAGACCACCCUGCCCCAAUGUGGUAAACUGCUACAUAUCCCGGCCGACUGAGAAAACCAUCUUCAUCAUCUUCAUGCUGGCGGUGGCCUGCUUGUCUCUGUUCCUCAACCUCGUAGAAAUGUACCACCUGGGCUUCACCAAGUGCCGCCAGGGCAUCACCUUCAGGAGAAAUAGACAGCUGAGGGGGAAAGCCUCCAAGGAGCCCUGCGGUGACGCUGUGCCCUUCGCGCCGAGUUACGAUGACUACUUCCACCAGGUCCAGCCUGCCUACCCCCCAGUGCCCAGCUACAACCUCUCCCCUCUUUCCGAGGGCACAGAAUCGUCCUUCCACCCCUACCACAGCAAGGCUGCUUAUAAACAGAAUAAGGACAACCUAGCGGUGGAGAGGAGCAGCAGCAAGCCAGAGGAAUGUGACCUGAAAGGAAAGAAGGGAGCAGGAUCGGCCCCUGGGUCACCUACGCAGGCCCGGCCGGGCCGCAGUGCCAAGCACAGCAACAACAAGACUAGAAUAGAUGAUCUGAAGAUAUGAGGAGGUUUAUGUUUCUCUCAGGGGUCUUAAAAUGUUGUGAGAGGAUCAUAUGUUGUCUGGACACAUUCAUACAUGUCGGACUGACUUCCCUCUUUAAGAUGGCAGAGGUUUGACUCAUUCCAGCUUCGUGAGGGGAGUGACAUUUACUGGGCACACAAAGAAGCUGUGAUGUGGCUCAACAAAAAACAUUUCUAUCAACCGAGACCUAUUUUUUCUGUCCCAUAAUCAUUUACUCUUUUUUUUCUUUCUUUCUUAUUGUUGCAUAAAUGGUUUGUGAUACACCAUUUUUGGCAAAGCUCUUAUUUCAGUUGGUAUAUACAUCAAGUAUACUGUUCUUUUUUAAUUGAAUUGGUUUGUGUAACAUUUUACCACUCUUCGUUAUUGUCACUGAGAAUCUAACAGAAAUACCUUCUGCUCAGGUUUGGCUGUCAAGCUCAUCUUAUUUUUCUUUGUGUGAUGAUUGUGCUGGAACCUGGAGAGCAGAAUCCAGGACAGAAAAGGGUUCAGCCCUGACCUGCCCUCAUUUCAAGGAAACCAGAUAGGUCAAAUAGUUAAAUAUAACUUCCUUUAACUAUUCUGAAGUCACCAUCCAGCACCGUUCACUUGCUGCGACUUGUGAAGUGAAGAGUUACACAAUACCUAACACAUUGGACACUGGAGGGACUGGAAACUUAUUCCAGGACGCGCCUCAGAAGAAAUUGCCCUGGUCUCAGGAGUUCCCGCAUUUGCUUUCAAAGUCUCCUUUGAAAGCAAUAGCCAGCAAAUACAUAAUUAUAAGCACAUUGUCUUGUUUAUCCUUGUUUAUAUCUGUGUUUGUGUUGUUAAUUUUCUAAAAAGCACUUGGUGGCAAACGUGUUUGUUAAACUGUUUGAAAUAAACCUGUCUUAAAU